Messenger RNA from Penicillium subrubescens, 1059 nucleotides. RefSeq lists its product as uncharacterized. Lineage: Eukaryota; Fungi; Ascomycota; Eurotiomycetes; Eurotiales; Aspergillaceae. The coding region runs from base 1 to 1059 and encodes 352 amino acids. The record is from RefSeq and is a predicted model, not a curated record. The transcript has a single exon.
AUGCGGAAGCCAUCGCUUACUGGGAUUGUGUACGAGACGCUCUUCCCUCGGCAGCGCUCUACUGACCCGGGGUCCUUUGCCUCACACAUUACUCGCAACCUAGUUCCAGAGGUGCGAAUUGAAACAAAUGCCUUUUAUGGACCCCUCGACUGCAUUGAAGCCCAAUAUCCGGGCCUGGAUUAUGCCUAUGCUCCCCACCGCCUCAGACUGGGCCGCUUCCCGUGGCACCGCCGCCUGUUCCGCGCAUUCGACGAACUCAAGCUGACUGAAGAGGAGAUUUCGGGGAUAUGUUGCUGGGAGGGCACCAAGUCGGCGCGCCAGCGCUAUGAAAUGGAGGAGGGCAUCACGGUGCGGGACACGACCGGCGAUACUACCCGCGUUGCGACACCGACACCUCCGCCCGCAGUGAGGAUCCAUCCUGACUUCUACACCUUGACUGAGGAAUCCGAGGAAGAUGAAGAAGAUUACUUUGACAUGAUGGUUGAGACCGGGAGUGAUGACACCGUGCGCGCGAGUAGUUCGCGUACCUCCAGUGCUCUGGCCGACUACCGCCCCUCGUUCGGCGAGGACGAGUACAGCGAUGAGGAAGUGGAGAGCUGUGGCCUGGCUCUCAACAAUCGUCUGUUGGCUGCAACAGCCGCACGAGCCCAAGGUGCCAAUGUGCCCGUUGAUGCGGACUAUGAACAGUGGCUGAAAGAUGCCAACGAGCGCGGCGGCUACGACUGGAUGGUGGCGGCAAUUCGCGCCAACCAGCCAUUGAACAAUCCCGAGGCAGCGAUCUCAUCGCCCUCUAGCCCGAUCGUUGAUGAUUCCGAACCACGAGACCAGGCAAGUGAGGUAGAUGAAGCUAUUCGAUCUGCUAGUCUUGCGGCUGCAAUGCGUGCGGCUGAAUCUCGAUACCCGCUACGAUAUCCAGAUCCGCCUGAGAUCACAGACUUUACACACAUGGCCACACCUCGACGGAGUCCGAACUGGCGCCAGUUCCCGGCAGAGGAUGAUACGGAUUGUCCGAUCACCUCCCAACCCCAGACAGCUCGCACUUCCAACGCAGCACGCUGA